Molecule: messenger RNA, 2625 nt
Organism: Adelges cooleyi (spruce gall adelgid)
Lineage: Eukaryota; Metazoa; Arthropoda; Insecta; Hemiptera; Adelgidae
Gene: singed
Product: protein singed
Exons: 7
Coding region: 506-2077 (523 amino acids)
Biological process (GO): actin filament bundle assembly; cell migration; establishment or maintenance of cell polarity
Cellular component (GO): actin cytoskeleton; cytoplasm
Molecular function (GO): actin filament binding; protein-macromolecule adaptor activity
Source: RefSeq, a predicted model, not a curated record
UCAUCAAUCAAUGAGCGCGCCGGUAAUAAGACGUGGUAACAGCUUCGUAUAGAGUAGACAGACUUCUUCGUUUGGAGACUUUGAGUGUAACUUUUGUGUGCGUGUGUGUGCACCGGACAGUGGUGUGAGUUUGUGUGUAUACUGUUUUGAAGUUCAAGGUAGGGCGUACCGGCGUGUAGUGCCUGCUACGUCAGAUAUAGUGUUGUUUGUGGUGUGUGUGUGUGUGUGUGUGUGUUGUAGCGCGGUGUGCCCCGUUUUUACUGUGUUUUGCGCUGUGUGGAUCGAAACCGUUCACUGUUCAGUAGGCACUACUAUUAGGCAGUAGUAUACUUGUCCGCGGGCAGUAGCGUCUGUUGACCGUAGUACGUUGUCGCGUGUUGAAGUACAGCCGGCGUUUUUCUUCCUGCAAUUGCAAUACGCCAGUCGAGUGCAGUACACGUUCUUCUUGUCUUUGACGUUUAUUUUUUUUUUUUGCAACCAACGCGAUCACCGCACGAUAAUCGCCAUGAAUGGUUACAAUAACCAUGAAAUUAGUGAAGGAGGUAUCAAACAGUCUUCUGUAUCCCCGUGCAGCUGUUGGACAAUAGGAUUGGUCAAUGUUGAUUCAAAACGUUACUUAACGGCUGAAACUUUUGGAUUCAAAAUAAACGCUAACGGAGCAUCAUUAAAAAAGAAACAGUUAUGGACACUCGAGCCAACUAGUACCAAUAACAGCCCAUUAUUGUGUGACGGGCCUACAACUACGAUUCGUUUGCGCUCACAUUUGGACAAGUACUUAGCCGUAGAUACUUUUGGAAAUGUUACUUGUGAUGGCGAAGAUCCUAGCGACCCUGGAACUGUAUUUCAAGUGUCAGUAACCGAUGGGAACACUGGUAGCUGGGCGUUAAAAAAUGUUGUACGCGGAUAUUUCUUGGGUGCUUCAUCGGACAACCUCAAAUGCACUGCAAAAGCGGCUGGCUCUAGCGAACUAUGGUUAGUUCAUUUGGCUGCAAGACCUCAAGUGAAUCUCAGAUCAGUUGGUCGUAAACGUUUUGCUCAUUUAUCCGAAAAUCUUGACGAAAUUCACGUUGAUGCAAAUAUUCCCUGGGGCGAGGAUACUUUGUUUACAUUAGAACUGCGGCCUGACGAUGAGUUCAAAUACGCUAUACACACAUGCAACAAUAAAUAUUUGUCUAGAGACGGAAAAUUGGUAGACACUUGUACGUCCAACUGUUUGUUUUCUUUGGAGUACCACUCAGGAGGUUCAUUAGCUCUCAGAGACAAAGCUGGUGGUUAUUUGUCGCCAAUCGGAUCUAAAGCUCUUUUAAAAACGAGAUCGCAAUCCGUUACAAAAGAUGAGUUAUUUACACUUGAAGAUUCUUUACCACAAGCCAGUUUCAUUGCAGCAUUGAACUCAAAAUAUGUAUCUGUUAAACAAGGUGUGGAUGUAACGGCCAAUCAAGAUGAAAUAUCAGACCAUGAGACUUUUCAACUAGAAUUUGACCCGUCGACGAAAAGAUGGUAUAUACGUACAAUGCAAGAUAGAUACUGGACACUGGAAACUGGUGGCGGAAUUCAAGCCGUAGCUGAUAAAAAGUCAUCGAAUGCACUGUUCGAGUUGGCUUGGCAAGGAGAUGGCUCUGUAUGCUUCAGGGCUAACAAUGGCAAAUAUGUAUCGACAAAACGGUCGGGUCAUCUUUAUGCUAAUGUCGAUGCUAUCGACGAUGCUUGCAAAUAUUUCUUUUAUUUGAUCAACAGACCCAUUUUGGUUUUGAAAUGUGAACAAGGAUUUGUGGGCUAUAAAUCAUCGACAAGUUUACGUCUUGAAUGUAACAAAGCUUCAUACGAGACAAUUCAGGUAGAACGUUCUGACCGAGGAAUAGUUUUCUUCAAAGGUCAAACAAACAAAUAUUGGCAUGCCAAUGACGAAGGCGUAUCAGUGGAAGCGGAUAUUCCUGAAGGUUUUUUCUUAGAACUAAGAGAGCCUACAAGAAUAUGCAUUAAGAGUGUUUCGGGGUAUUAUUUAUCUGCUGGUAAAAAUGGCAUGUUUAAACUAGGCGAUGGCGAUUACAACAAUGCUACUAAAUGGGAAUAUUAAUAUGAUUAAAUUAUAGUAUGCAAACCUUAACCUAACUUCCACUUAAAUUUUGUGUUUGUUAGUUUUACUUCUCAUUAUACUAAUUUACAUUGUAUGGAAUGACAUUGAUCUGUGCAUAUGAUAUUUUAAUCGAGUAGGCAGCCUAUAGGUUAUUGAAGUCUUUAUCUUGUACCUAAUAUUUUCACUGUUGUGGUGCAAUAUACAAUAGCGGUGUUUUACACGGUUUAAAAAAAACAACAAUGAUAAAAUUAUUUAUAUUUAUAGUUCUAAAAGUGAUCAUAGUUCACAGAGAUAACGAUUUAAUUAUAAGAGUAGAAACAUGUUUGAAACAUUUGCCAAAGCUAUAAUAUACAAAUAUCGAUUUAUAUUAUGAUAAAUACAAUUUUUGUUUUACUGUCGAGAAUUUAUGAACUCGGUACAAAUGCACAUACUAUGAAUAUUUUUUUACUAAAACGUUUCUUUUUCUACAGUUUUUAUAUGAAACAAAAAAUUGCUCAUUAAAAUCUAAAAUACACAAUAAUAAAAAAAAAAAAAAUUUGAAUUAUAGU